CUUUUCUUCCGAUGAGCUCCUCUCGGUUGAGCGGGCAUUCCUAUCAUCGUUAUUCUCCAGGUGCACAGUCAGAAGCGGAGCUGCUUCCCGCUCAAUACUGGAACUUCGCGGCCCUGCGUUGAUAUCGUGACGUUUGCGCUGUCCUCCUCCACGCUUGUCAACUCGAGUUACGACACGGUUCAUUGGAAGCGUUGACGUGGAGUGCCCUCCAUAAGCCUAACAGCGUCAACCAAUGCGGCUGGGUCCACAUACAAAACACUGAGCUAUUACAGCGCCUAUAGGACACAGCCAUGCAGGGAGUCCUCUGGAAGUUUCUCGCCACUGGCUUGGUGGCUUGUGUCGGUGCACUCCUUCUGCAGCACCUGUGGGGCGUGAUCAAGAGAUGCCUGCGCAAGGACCUGCCUCCGGGGCCGUACGGUUUGCCACUGCUCGGUUACCUGCCCUUCAUGCCCAAGGACCACCACGGUGUAGAGGUUUUCAAGAAGAAGUUCGGCAGCGUAUUUGGGAUUUACCUGGGAAGCCGAUACGUGGUUUUUCUGUGCGACUUCGGAUCCGUGAAAGAAGCCUUCUCGCAGGACGCUCUUCUCAACAGACCAGAAGAACUUCCCUUUAAAAUCCACGAGCAGUCACAAGGCCUUCUUUUAAUCAAUGGCCCACUGUGGAAAUUGCAGCGUCGCUUUUCGCUGAAAGUCUUCAAAAAUCUGGGCGUCGCCACACCCGCCAUGGAGAGCCACAUACACGAGGAGCUGUCGUACCUAAUCCGCGAGCUGGAAUCCCUCAAGUGUAAGCCCGUGGUUCCCACGUCCCUGCUGACGCCCAGCACGUCCAACAUCAUCUCGGCUCUGGUGUUCGGCCGGCGGUUCGAAUACGACGACCCCGAGCGCAUUUACCUGGACGAACUGAUCGAAGUCAUUCCAGCACUGGCUGCACAGGCGGCGGCCAUCAACUUCUUUCCCUGGCUUCGUAAGCUGCUCGUCUUCUUCCGCGUGGGCGCAUGGAAGCGGCUAAGGGAUGCCCUGGCCAGCAGAGAAGAUUUUGCCGACUCCAAGAUUAAGGAGCAUCAGGACACGUACAAGGACGGCUUGGUCCGAGACUACAUCGACGGCUUUCUCAGCGAGAUGAAGCAACAGCGAAACGGAGGUUUCACUCGUAACCUUCUCAAGGGCAAUGUCGCGACCUUCUUCGGGGCCGGCAGCGAGACGGUUCGCUCUGCCCUCGAGUGGUUGCUGCUCACGUGUGCCGCCAAGCCGGAGCUGCAGCGCCGCAUCCACGCCGAGAUUGACGCCGUCCUUGAGGGUAACCAGAGCUCGAACAUCUCGUGGAGCGAUCGCAGCCGGAUGCCGUACACGCAAGCGUUCAUAUGGGAGACGAUGCGCUACAAGCCAGUCGUCCCGCUGAACCUAAUGCGAUACGCUGACGCAGACGUUAAGGCGGGAGGCUACGUCAUCCCCCGCGGCAGCAUUGUGAUCGCAUCCAUAUGGUCUAUCUUCCACGACAAGUCCUUCUGGGGAGAUCCGGAAGUCUUCCGGCCGGAGCGCUUCCUUAUCGACGGUGAGACACGACCGCUGAAACCAGAGCAAUUCAUCCCCUUCUCUUACGGCAAGCGCUCGUGCACCGGUGAAGUGAUCGCCAAUAUGGAAGAGUUUAUCUACUUCACCACCAUUCUGCAGCACUUCACAAUCGAGGUGCCACCCGACAGCCCGAGCCUUGUCUUUGACGAAAUCACUGGCCUCUCUCUCCGACCCAAACCCCAAGCACUCAUCUUCCGGCCGCGACGGGUACACAAUUGAGCACACCACAAGUUGAACCUGCUCGACAGAGUGUUAGAGCUAAGGUAUAAAGCGGCAUGCUCAUGAUGCUAGUGAUGAUGUAAGCACUCGUUAUAUGAACAAACUUGCGAUGUGAACAAUGUCGUUUUAUUGUUAAUAUCGUUUUUCUGUCAGCUUUUGACGAGUAUAUAUGCACACGCGUAAUUUUCUUUCCCGAGUGUCGCUUCAGAAUUUUUUCCUCGGACGUUUCUUUGAUCGCUAUAGAUGACGUAACAGUAAUGAUAUGUAAUAGAUGCAACCGCUGUACAGUCAGCUCUUGGCUCACGGUGUACACAUAUGUGCUCGGCGCUCGCAACUUGUUUUUGCCAGUUCUGUCCAGUGAUGGCAACAAAAAGUAAGGCACUGCCUGGUGACUGCCAUGUUUGACGGGGUGUUCAACGUGCCGCGUUCUAUCAGCAGUGGCGAAAGCAUAGUUUUAAUGCAAUUAACAUUAUUAGGCUACUUCACGCACUUUCCGGUAGUACGAAAUCUAUCUAUCUAUGUCUACAUCUCACCGUUUUCUUUUCCCAGUGCAAGAGAGAAGCGUGACCGCUCAUACAUGACGCGUUUCAGCGCCUUGCAGGGUUUACGGUAUGUUUCAGCGGUGGAAAUACAGUGUGUCGAUACAUUGCUUCAAUGCCAAUCGCAUUAGACAGUCAUCCUGGGAUGGUUAUUGCUGGAUUUUUUUUUACUUUCUCGUAAUGCCUGCAAUUAAUAACGUGUGCGUAUGCUUUGACCUGAUCAGUCUUUAAAAAAAACGGAACAUAUCUCACUGUACAACAUACCAAUAGUAAUUUCCCCUAUGUUGUCCUUGGUGUCGUUGUUUGUUGGCUUCUUAUGAUAUGAUUAAUAAAAAUCGGGCCCCUCGGUUCCCUUUAUUCUCGUUCAUUACAUACGAGGACUCGAAUCCGGCAACACUGAUGCCUUCAGGUAGCAUAUGUGGGUUUAUUGACCAGUUGUCAUCACCCAAAAAGAUCACGUGCUCGUGACGCCUGCGGCAGAAAGAAUGUUCCACAUCCGCCCUAUGGUUUGUGAGUGGUGGCGCUGGCUAACACUCCCAGGGUUAGUUCUAGUUGUAAAACAUAAAUACCCCAGAAAGUGGAUGGGAAAACGACUCCGCGGUAGCUCAAUGGUGAGAGCAUCGUACGCGUAAUGCGAAGACGUGGGUUUGUUCCCCACCUGCGGACAGUUGUUUUUUCAUCCAUUUUCAUUUCCAUUAAUUUAUCAUUUCUUUAAUUCAAUUAGUAAGUACAAGUAAUUUCCCCUAUGUUGUCCUUGGUGUCAUUGUUUGUUGGCUUCUUAUGAUAUGAUUAAUAAAAAUCGGGUCCCUCGGUUCCCUUUCUUCGCGUUCAUACCAAUAUUUAGUAAUUCUGUAAUGAUCAUAACUAUAAAAUGUAUAUAUAAAUCAUUACCUGCCAUCUUGACUUUCUUUCAAUGAAGUCUGCAGCGCAUUGGAAUAAAAUUGUCAUUGACGCACUUUCGAUAUUCCAUCUUAAUUCACGACUGAAGGGGAUAAUGCAUUUGGGUGCGAUUGGUACAAGUAACGAACACGAUGAAUUCAGGAACACUGGUACGGAGACCAUCGAAGGUGAUUGCCAACGUAAGCGAAUAGCUUACGUGGACCACGAAAAUCACAUUAACAAAAAUUUAAUUCUUGGGUUUUACGUGCCGAAACCACGAUCUUAUUAUAAUUGGGCAUUCCGGAUUCAUGCAUACACCUAAAUCUAACUACACAUAUCCUAAGUACAUCUAAAUCUAAGUUUUGCAUUUCGCCCCCUUCGAAGUGCAACCUUUGCGGCCGGGUCGAACCCGCGACCUAGAGUCAGGAGCGCAACGCUAUAGCCACUGCCACGGCAGGUCAGAUAUGAAAUGGAUACACUAGCAAUACUUCCGAAGUAGAUUCAUGCUGACCUCGAUGACUGUGUUUUAUGAUGCCGUGGGAGGGCCACGAGGGGGAGUGCCUUGACGUAGAUGCGGCGGCACAUAGACGGAGACCCCAUUGUGAUGUGCAUCCUUUCGCGGGGAAGAGCAGACGGCCAACCGCCUUUUGGACCUUCAGCACUUGAGCAAAGAGCGCCUUGACCGCUCUAGCCCACAAGAGCCGGUGCAGGCACAAGUAGGCCCCGGCCCGCUUCCAUAGUUUGCGAUUGCCGCCCAGCACCAUCGGUACUGCUCGACGGCGUAAGGCCAUGCUGGGAUGGACGAGAAGGGCCUUUGUCUUCGUGGACGAUACUGAGAGGCCCACUGCUUGGAAGUAGGAAACAAUUUCGUCCAGGGCGCGCUGCAAGCAGGACCGCACAGCUGGAAGGCUUCUAGUGGGACCCCGCGUCCACAGAGCUACAUCAUCGGCGUAUACAGAAAUGCAGACACGAUGCCGGAGGUCUGCUGGGAUGGCAGAAGGGAGAGACGCCAGCGCCAAGUUGAAAAGGAAGGGGCUCAGGUUGAAAAGGAAGGGAUCCUUGAGGAACUCCGGAACAGACCACCCGUGGGGAGCUCACAGCCAGUGUUGGCAGGUUUGGCUCUAUAUAACUAAAUUGGGCUACAGAAAAACAUUUUUGGCAUCAACUUUGGUGAGUUGGUUAUGUGGCUAUAUUUGGGCUACUGAAAAUCUGCGACAUGGCUUUGUCUGGGCUAUAAGUGGUUCCCUAAUCCACGCUCCAGAGGUGGCUCUCAUCGAGUAGAAACAAAUUUCAAAGGCUAUGUUUUAGCUGGCUGCAAGCACCAAAGGAAAUUGCGGAGCCGGAAACACGCCAUGGACGCGAUGUUGCAGAACACAGCCGACACAGAAGCGUGUAUACAUCUAUGCGACAAUAUACCGGAGCCUAAAAAUUUUUUCUUUUUACAACCACAAAGAACCGAUGACGGCCGCCAAAACAGCGCGCGCGCUUAGUCGCAGCGCGUUUUGUGCGUACGUAUACUCACACUUAUCCUAACCAUGGUACAACGAAGGACGGUAUAUACGGUUGCUCUAUAGCAAAGGAGCAGGCAGCACGGCUGUGCGUGUGUGCGUGCGCGAAAUGCUGCCCUCCUCUCUGCGCCGUUAUCGUGGCCGGUGGCUUUGUUUCUUUAUGCACUCUAACCCCCAUAUUCAGAAAUGCAUCUUAGUUGAAGCCCAUGCUUGACUUCCUUUAAAUGACGCCUGUCGUGAACGCGCCCGAGGAAGCACGAUGAGCGUCCUGGGAGCGUUCACGACAGGCGUCAUUUAAAUGAAGUCAAGCAAUAGCUUCAACGUAAGAUGCAUUUCUAAAUACGGGGAUUAGAGUUACACCACGCAUCAACGUGCUUAACAUUUGCGCCAGCAACAUCGUCUAAUCUUCGUCUUAACGGUUUUAGUCAUCAAACACCCGAUCCCUGGGCAUCGGGGUGAGCGUGGCAGUAGACGGUGUUUCACAGUACAUUGUGCUAAUAUGGCUAUGCUAAGCAAGGGAGAGCAAUAAAAUAGGCAAAGGCGAUCGUGGUGCUGGCAUGAAAGAAGUGAAGCACGGGUAGAUGACACGCUCCAGUGUGAUCAUGAUGCCAUGGCUUCUGGGUGAAGUAUCACGCCGGGCAGAGAUUUCGAUGUGCACGUUUCUCACGGUAAGCUUUACUGCCAUUUUCCUUUUCUUGCAAGAUCAAUUUUUGUGCGUGCUUCAUUCGAAAUUCAUUUCGAUAGGUUAGACUUAUAAGAUUGUAUCUUCCUCAAAGAGGGGAUACGAUCAGAGAGGAGGAGGAGGGUCAUGCAAAAAAAGGAUUGCCGUAGUCGAAUGUGAAAAAUGUGUACAGAAAUAAACCUGCAAAUAAUCAUGGCUAUAUUUGGCCAUGCAUUUUGUCCCCUCUUUUUUUUUGUGUCUGGCUACAUUUGGGCUACGAUUUCUUUUAACUCUGGGCUACGCCGCCUCGUCCGACCCGGCAACGCUGCUCACAGCCUUUCCCACCCUACACAAAGGGAGCACCAUGUGAGAAAGGCCGUGACGAAACGCCAGAGACAUCCCGUAACCCCGAGAUCGUCUAGAGAGUGCUCAAUGACCGGGUAAGGCAAGCCUUUGCCUUUGGCAAGAUACCCGUUUGCCGGCGCCCAACCAUUCAAUACGGUAGGCAAAGAUAUGUAAUCACUUUAACAAAGAACAAUAAGAAAUGUGCUUCACCCAGCCUUAUUCAUUUAAUGUUUUGGAAAGCUUCCUCCUCGCUCUCCCUGCCAUUCUCUCGUCUUUAGAAUCGCGCAGGUUUACAUUAUA
Dermacentor silvarum is the source of this 6022-nucleotide messenger RNA. RefSeq names its product cytochrome P450 2C15. The transcript has 10 exons. The record is from RefSeq and is a predicted model, not a curated record. NCBI's taxonomy places the organism in Eukaryota, Metazoa, Arthropoda, Arachnida, Ixodida, Ixodidae. Bases 291 to 1790 code for a protein of 499 amino acids. Gene Ontology annotation, molecular function: heme binding; oxidoreductase activity, acting on paired donors, with incorporation or reduction of molecular oxygen; iron ion binding.